GAAUCCGCCACCCUCACAAACACACUUCGGAUGUGGAAGAAUGGAUUGGAGACGCAGUUACAAACACACUUCAGAUGUGAAGGAAUGGAUCGGAGACGCAGUUGCGAAAGAUUCUGGUUUAAUCCUCUUUGCCCUUUUCCUUCACUGGAUUCGAGUAGAUCCGUUCGUUUCUGGAAUGGAUUUUGUUCGAGCUUCUUCUCAACGGUUUGUGGCGUUGAACGAGAUUCUUGGGAGAUGGGGUCUGAAGGCAUCGUCAAAAUGGAAUUUUAGUGGUGAACCGUGCAGUGGUGCUGCAGUGGAUGAAACUAGCAUAGAUAAUGCCGACUUCAACCCAGGAAUCAAAUGCGACUGUGGUUACAACAACAACACCUGCCAUAUCACUAAGCUAAAGGUAUUUUCCUUGGAUGUGACCGGAACUAUUCCGCUAGAGCUGCAGAAUCUACCCUACCUCACUAAUCUAAAUUUAUGGAAGAACUGCCUCACUGGUCCUCUGCCUGCCUUUUUUGGGAAUUUUUCUGGGAUGGAAUACUUAAGUGUAGGGGUUAAUGCUUUGUCAGGGCCAAUACCCAAGGAACUUGGGAACCUUCAGAAGUUGAUCUCUCUGGGUUUGGGAAACAAUAACUUCACUGGUUCUAUUCCCGUGGAAUUUGGGAAUUUGACUAACCUAAAACAAUUGUAUGUGGAUAGUGCUGGACUUAGCGGUGAGCUACCUCCAACUCUGUCUGAUCUUAAAAUCUUGACGACAUUGCAGGCUUCAGACAAUAGUUUCACAGGAAGAAUACCUGAUUACAUAGGGGGAUGGAGCAACCUAACCAUCUUGCGCCUCCAAGGUAACUCCUUUGAAGGUCCAAUUCCUGCAAGAUUUUCUAACCUCACUCAAAUGACUGAACUAAGAAUAGGAGAGAUAAUAAAUGGAAGCUCUUCUUUGGUGUUUAUUAGUAACUUGACAUCUUUGAGCACUUUAGUGUUAAGGAAUUGCAAGAUUUCUGAUACUAUUCCACAAGACUUCUCACGAUACACAAGUUUAAAGGAACUAGACUUGAGUUUCAACAAUAUAACAGGCCAAGUUCCUCAGUCCCUCUUCAAUUUAAGUUCACUUCGUUACUUAUUCCUUGGCAACAACAGCCUAUCUGGAAACCUACCAGCGCAAAAGAGUUAUUCACUAAUGAGCAUUGACCUGUCGUACAAUUAUUUAUCAGGAAGCUUUCCCUCUUGGGUCAACCAACAGAAUCUACAAGUGAACUUGGUGGCAAACAACUUUGCUCUUGAUGCUUCCAACAGCAAAUUACCUUCGGGGUUAAAAUGUCUUCAGCAUGAUAUCCCAUGCUAUCGUGGUUCUCCAAACUAUUAUUCCUUUGGUAUAUUAUGUGGAGGUAAUAGUCCUAUUACAGCUUCAGAUGGCACUAUGUAUGAGAUAGACAAUGCAAGUCUCUCAAGUGCAUCAUACUAUGUGACCGACCCCGUUAAAUGGGGUAUCAGCAGUGUUGGAAGUUUUGCAGAUGCUGCUAAUGCUAAUUAUAUAAUUAACCUCGGAUCUGAAUUCGAUAAUACUCUAGACCCAGGUCUAUUUCACAAUGCAAGAAUGUCUGCAUCUUCACUGAGAUAUUAUGGUUUCGGUCUUCAGAAUGGAAAUUACUCCAUAAAGCUUCAAUUCUCUGAGUUUAUCAUCCUAGGACCAACUACUUGGCAAAGUUUGGGUAGAAGGGUUUUCGAUAUCUAUAUUCAGGGUGAACGUAGAGAAAAGGACUUUGAUAUAAGGAAGGAGGCUGGUGGGAGAUCCUUUAGAGCUGUUGUUAAGGAAUACAUUUCUCCAGUAACAAACAAUUUUCUUGAAAUUCAUUUCUUUUGGGCUGGAAAGGGUACUUGCUGCGUACCCUAUAGAGGAUAUUAUGGCCCUUCCAUCUCUGCUAUCAGUGUAUACCCCCAUGAUUUUACACCUAAUGUUUCAAACAAACCACCGACAACAAGUCCUGAAAAUGGUCAUAAGCAUAAGGGUUUAAUUGCUGGUGUUUCGGCUGGUGUUUCUGUUGUAGUGUUCUUAGCUAUAUGUGCAACCUUUAUGUUAAUUCAAAGACAGAAAAGGAUAAAUGAGCAAUCUAAAGUAUUAAAAGGACUAGAUGUGAAACCCUACACCUUUAGUUAUACUGAACUGAGGGCUGCAACCGAAGACUUCAAUCCUGCCAACAUAUUGGGAGAAGGAGGUUUCGGCCCGGUGUUUAAGGGCGUACUGAGCAAUGGAAGAAAAAUAGCGGUUAAGAAACUCUCAACAACGUCUAACCAAGGAAAGGGCCAGUUCUUGACAGAGAUUGCAACUAUAUCUGCUGUGCAACAUCGAAACCUUGUAAAAUUGCACGGUUGUUGUGUCGAUGAAGAAAACCGGAUUUUGGUGUACGAGUACCUAGAAAACCGUAGCCUUGAUCAAGUAAUUUUUGUGAAGAAAGAUUUUCAUCUUCAUUGGUCAAAGCGUUUCAAUAUAUUAUUGGGUGUAGCAAAAGGUUUAGCUUAUCUCCACGAGGAAUCAAGUGUUUGUAUUGUGCAUAGAGAUGUCAAAGCUAGUAAUAUUCUACUCGAUGCUGAUCUUAACCCAAAAAUCUCAGACUUCGGUCUAGCUAAGCUCUAUGAUGACAAGAUUUCUCACAUUAGCACAAAGGUUGCUGGUACAAUUGGCUAUCUGGCACCGGAGUAUGCGUUGAGAGGGCAUCUUACAGAGAAAGCUGAUGUCUUUGCUUUCGGAGUGCUAGCAUUGGAGGUUGUUAGCGGAAGGCCCAACUCUGAUCGGCUUGAUCACGAGACAGUUUACCUUCUUGAAUGGGUCUGGAAUCUACUCGAGAACAAUCAAAAAAUAGAGGUGGUGGAUCGAAGCCUAACAUCAUUUGACGAGGAAGAGAUCAACCGGGUCAUUGGAGUAGCUCUACUUUGUACCCAAGCAUCACCAGUGCAUCGACCCCCGAUGUCAAGGGUUGUGGCAAUGCUUGUAGGGGAUCUAGAAAUCAUGGAUGUGACCGAGAGACCUUCUUAUUUGCUUUUGUGGCAGUGUAGGGAUGUGAGCAACAGCUUUAUAACUGCCGAGAAUUCUGAUGUUUCAUACAGAAGACAUGUAAAAGAGCGACCUAGCUUUCCAUUUUGGAGCACUGACAAUGUGAAAACCAGAAUUUUGUCUGUUGGAUCGAUUGGAGACAGUAGCAUCGAUGAGGGAAGGUGAACUUGAUCACUAUGGCUCAAACUUCUGUUAAUGCAAGUGCUGGGUGAGUGAAAGUCAACGGUCAACUCCGCUCAAUUCUGCUACAUAAAUCUGGGAAUCAAUGAGCCUAAUUCAAUCAGGAAAGAAGAGAGCGAGGAAUGCAAAUAAUGUGGAGGAUGGAAUGCCAAAAGGCUAUGAGAGGUUUUUGGUGCACGCUAAGCUCUUAAAGGAAUCAUUUUUUAUAGUGUUGCUGAAAAUGGCCGAGCAAGAGUUUGGGUACGCGCAACAAGACUACAAGAGUUCUUUGCACACCGUGUGACACUGAACAAUCAGAUCAGUGGUCGAUGCCGCAACUAAGAAGGCCAAAUCAAAGCGUUCCAUUGUCUUUCUUAAUGUGUGUCUUAUAUGUUUUUCAAUAGAGUAUAGUUGAUGGCUUUUUUUUUUUGUUCGCUCAGGUUCCUCCUCUCUAGAAAAUCUGGAUCAUCCUUUCAACUCGCUAGAUUCGGUGCCUUGAGAUGCAACACCGAUUAAAGUUUGGCCUGGCUUGUUGACAUGGCUCUUCUAACGCUCAAGUCAGUCACCAAGGAAGGGAACGAAAAUGAAGUAAAGAGAAUAGGAGUUUGGUG
Molecule: messenger RNA, 3807 nt
Organism: Zingiber officinale
Lineage: Eukaryota; Viridiplantae; Streptophyta; Magnoliopsida; Zingiberales; Zingiberaceae
Product: probable LRR receptor-like serine/threonine-protein kinase At1g56140
Exons: 25
Coding region: 41-3202 (1053 amino acids)
Biological process (GO): protein phosphorylation
Molecular function (GO): ATP binding; protein kinase activity; protein binding
Source: RefSeq, a predicted model, not a curated record